Durio zibethinus is the source of this 1481-nucleotide messenger RNA. Its product is annotated as 25.3 kDa vesicle transport protein SEC22-1. Gene Ontology annotation, molecular function: SNAP receptor activity. The record is from RefSeq and is a predicted model, not a curated record. Gene Ontology annotation, biological process: retrograde vesicle-mediated transport, Golgi to endoplasmic reticulum; endoplasmic reticulum to Golgi vesicle-mediated transport. Lineage: Eukaryota; Viridiplantae; Streptophyta; Magnoliopsida; Malvales; Malvaceae.
AAGUGUUGUACCUUUGAAACCUGGAAUGACAAUCUCAAAGGUACAAUCCCUGAAAACACGACGUCCUGAAAAUCGUAGCUUAAGAAAAAAACACCCAAUCACAUUCAUUUUUCUAUUUUCUUUCUUGUAAUAAAAGCCCUGUUUUUAACUCUAUCCUUGUUUCUCUCUUUCCGUUUUUUUCACCUCUUAAGACUUAUCGGACCGUCGGUCGUUUCCCCAUCUUCGUAUCGUUGAAAUCAAGAAGAAAUUCAAAGAUCCAUAUGCUAUAAUCAGUUUGAAGGGAUUUUGUGAAGCUGCAAAAUAGGGGAGUAAAGAUGGUGAAGAUGACAAUGAUUGCUCGUGUUACUGAUGGUCUUCCUCUGGCGGAGGGACUAGACGAUGGUCGUGAUCUGAUAGAUGCUGAAAUGUACAAACAGCAAGUUAAGGCUUUGUUUAAGAAUCUCUCCAAGGGCCAGAAUGAGGCUUCAAGAAUGUCUGUUGAAACUGGCCCUUAUGUAUUCCACUAUAUCAUUGAAGGACGUGUUUGUUACUUGACAAUGUGUGACCGUGCUUAUCCUAAGAAACUUGCCUUUCAAUAUCUGGAAGACCUCAGGAAUGAAUUUGAGCGUGUUAAUGGAGCUCAAAUUGAAACAGCUGCCAGGCCUUAUGCCUUUAUUAAAUUUGAUACAUUCAUACAGAAGACGAAAAAGUUGUACCAGGACACCCGUACACAACGGAAUAUUGCAAAGUUGAAUGAUGAACUCUAUGAAGUUCACCAAAUAAUGACUCGCAACGUACAAGAAGUUCUUGGUGUUGGUGAAAAGUUGGACCAGGUCAGUCAAAUGUCCAGUCGUUUGACAUCAGAAUCUCGUGUAUAUGCUGACAAGGCAAGAGAUCUAAAUCGACAGGCUUUAAUUCGGAAGUGGGCUCCUGUUGCCAUUGUGUUAGGAGUUGUCUUCCUCCUCUUCUGGGUGAAAUCAAAGUUAUGGUGAUUCCACUUUGCUUCAUAGCACUCGUCAUGGAAUUUCUUGGGUUUCUCUAUGUUGCUGUGGAUAACUUCUUGAGACCAAACAUUGGAGUGGAUUCUGGUAUUUGCUCAUAACACAAUUCGGCGAAGUCUAGGGACAUUUGCAAUGUGGAACUGUGAAAGAGGGACCCUACCUUAAGAGAAUUAUGUUAAAGACAAAACUAUUCUUUCUAUAUGUAAAAGCCAGAAUACAACAGCAAAUAGUAAAUUACUUAAAAGCUUCGUGUGGUAAUUAUUUUAAGUAUUAGCACAUUAUUGCCAUUUUCCUUCUAUGGACUUACUAGUGUUUAUUUACUCAAUCUAUGGCCCACCACGUUCCCGAGGCAAUGUAUCGAAUUAGUUUUUUUUUUUUUUAUACACUGUGACAAAGCCAUGUUCUCGUCAUUAUUUAUGUUUACUCACCCCCAACCCUGCAUAUAUUUGUAUUUCAUACCUUUAUUUGUAAUUAUUUACAAAUAAAGUGUCGAUAGUUGAG